Lycium ferocissimum is the source of this 3023-nucleotide messenger RNA. RefSeq names its product exocyst complex component EXO70I. The coding region runs from base 539 to 2566 and encodes 675 amino acids. The transcript has a single exon. Gene Ontology annotation, biological process: exocytosis. Gene Ontology annotation, molecular function: phosphatidylinositol-4,5-bisphosphate binding. Gene Ontology annotation, cellular component: exocyst. The record is from RefSeq and is a predicted model, not a curated record. NCBI's taxonomy places the organism in Eukaryota, Viridiplantae, Streptophyta, Magnoliopsida, Solanales, Solanaceae.
UCUCAGUUUGUCAAAAAGUUUAAAGAGAGAGAAAGAAACAAGAGAGAGAAAAUGAAUGGGUAGUAGCCUACUGUCUAGCACUUAAGUCAUUUCCAGGACAAUUCUUGGACUAAGCAAAGAGUGUAUUGUGAAAAAGCACUCACUUUUCAUUUCCCGAUUUAUCUUUAGGGUUUACUUUCUCACCCUCUCUUUCUUUUUUCCAAAUAUUCAUUACAGUAUAUACAAAAAAAUCCCAAAUUCAAAUCUUGCUCAUAUUUUUACUGGAUCUUCACUUGCAAUAAUUUAUCUGUGAGUUGUUUUUGACAACCCCUUUUCUUUAUUAGUCUUUUUUUGUUGUGGGUUGGUAAUUGUUUGGUGAACUUUGUUGACAAAAGUGAUUGGAACUUAGUCUUAUAAGGACCAAGAUUGAGUUUUUUUGAAGUUUGUUUAUGUAUAUUGCAUAUAUAAGGGAAAAGAUACAAUCUUUAUGUGUUAAAUUGUUUGAUUCAUUAGUGGAUUACUGGGUUUUUGUUGGUUUUGUGUGUUUUUGGUUGAUUUAAUGAUGACCCAAAUGGAGAAAAGUAUUGAAAAUUUGAUGUCUGCAAGAAAAUGUUUGAGGGCAAAUUUUGAAAAGUCAAAAGCUUUAGGGGUAUCUAUUGAAAAAGCUGGGCCGAGAUUUGAUGAGAUAAUUCAGAGAUUGCCAUCUUUGGAGUUAGCAAUAAGGCCAAUUAGGGCUCAAAAAGAUGCACUUGGUGCUGUUGGGGGCCAUAUUAACCGUGCCGUGGUCCCCGCGACGGCGGUUCUAAAAGUGUUUGAUGCUAUUCAUGGGCUAGAGAAGUCGUUGUCCGAUCCUCAAUCGGACCUCCCGGGGUACCUUGGUGUGCUUAAGAGGCUAGAAGAGGCAUUAAGAUUUUUAGGGGAGAAUUGUGAGAUGGCAAUUCAAUGGUUGGCGGAUAUUGUAGAGUAUCUAGAAGACCAUGCUGUUGCGGAUGAUAGGUUUACUUCGAGUAUGAAAGAAGCAUUGAGUUCUCUAAGGGAAUUGCAUAACGGGGAGGAAAAGGGUCGGCUUGAUGGCGGGCUUCUUGAAGUUGCUUUGGACAGAUUAGAAAGUGAAUUUCGACGGCUUUUGGUUGAAAAUACUAUUCCAUUGCCAAUGUCCGAUCCAGCGUUGCCCGGUGAACAGCCCUGCAUUGCUCCGUCCCCUUUGCCUGUGCCCGUUAUCCAGAAGCUACAAGCUAUAAUCGGAAGAUUAAUUGCUAAUAACAGGCUUGAUAAGUGCAUAUCUAUUUAUGUUGAGGUGAGGAGCUCUAAUGUCCGGGCAAGUUUGCAAGCACUUAAUUUGGAUUAUCUAGAGAUCUCGGUCUCUGAGUUCAAUGAUGUGCAGAGCAUAGAGGGUCAUAUUGCUCAGUGGGGUAAGCAUUUAGAAUUUGCUGUAAAGCAUCUUUUUGAAGCUGAAUAUAAACUUUGCAACGAUGUUUUCGAGAGAAUAGGGUUGGAUGUUUGGAUGAGCUGUUUCGCUAAAAUAGCUGCCCAAGCGGGAAUUCUAGCAUUCCUUCAAUUUGGAAAAACUGUUACAGAGAGUAAGAAAGAUCCUAUCAAGCUCUUAAAGCUGUUGGACAUAUUUGCAUCUCUAAACAAGUUAAGAUUGGAUUUCAAUCGGCUAUUCGGUGGGGCCGCGUGUGUGGAAAUACAAAAUUUGACGAGGGAUUUAAUCAAGAGCGUGAUUGAAGGGGCUAGCGAGAUCUUUUGGGAACUUCUGGUUCAAGUUGAGUUGCAAAGGCAAAUGCCGCCUCCUCCUGAUGGCAGUGUACCGAAACUUAUCGUUUUCAUCACCGACUACUGCAAUAAGCUGCUUGGUGACGAUUAUAAGUCGAUCCUCACGCAAGUUCUGAUUAUUGAAAGAAGUUGGAAGCAGGAAAAAUUUCAAGAGCGCCUUCUCAUAAAUGAGCUAAUGAAUAUAAUGAGAGCUGUUGAUGUGAAUUUAGAGACAUGGUCGAAAACUUAUCAAGACCUUAGUUUAUCGUAUGUGUUCUUGAUGAAUAAUCAUUGGCAUCUAUAUAAGCAUCUGAAAGGAACAAAGCUUGGAGGUUUGCUGGGAGAUUCUUGGUUAAGAGAACACGAAAAGUACAAGGAGUACUAUUCCACGUUUUUCUUGAAAGAGAGCUGGGGAAAGCUUCCUGCUUUAUUAAGCAGGGAAGGUCUUAUUCUGUUUUCUGGUGGGCGUGCCACAGCUCGUGAUCUUGUGAAGAAACGGUUAAAAGCUUUUAAUGAAGCAUUUGAUGAAAUGUAUAAGAAGCAGUCUAAUUGGGUAAUGAUGGACAAAGACCUACGGGAUAAGACAUGCCAGCUAAUCAUUCAGGCAAUUGUGCCUGUUUACCGGAGUUACAUGCAGAACUACGGGCCGUUGGUUGAACAAGAAGGAAGUAGCAAAUACGUGAAAUAUACGGCUCAGUCUUUGGAAAAAAUGCUGAAUGGUUUGUUUCAUCCAAAACCUGUUAAACAUGGUAGUUUCAAAGUCCGGCAUCCUAGUGGAAAAUUCAGCAAUGUUAUUACAGAUCAGAAUCAGACUUCUCCUACUGUUAAAUAGUUGUUAGAUGGCCAUCACUCGCUUUGUGUAUAGUAAAUUUAUGAAGGAUUCAUUUGACUACCAUUUAGCCAGGUCAGAUUUACAAGCAUAAAGAAGCUUUUGGUCGUUCAAUUCAUGAGCACAUCUUCGCAGCGCAAAAGUGGGCCCCCUAAGUUAGAUCGAUGGAGGACCUUUCGAUUGAACCUAUUCAAUAUGUCUCUGCAUACUUACUGAUUAAUUCAGUGACGAAGUAAGAAGAAGCAGUACUGUCCUCCAAUUUGUUGCAGCUGUCUUGUACAAUAUAGGUAAUUUUCAUUUCUAGAGUUUUUACCAAUUCUUAUAUGUAUCUUUAUGAUCUUUACAUAGCAACAUGUUAUUUAUUCCUGUUAGAUGGAAAUGUCAGUUGAAGUAGAGCUUUGAACCGUAGUUGGAACGAUGUUUAUCAAUAAAGAUAAUAUGCUGUCUUCUUUACUAGCAA